This is a messenger RNA of Colletotrichum phormii, 828 nucleotides long. RefSeq lists its product as uncharacterized. Bases 1 to 828 code for a protein of 275 amino acids. The transcript has 2 exons. Lineage: Eukaryota; Fungi; Ascomycota; Sordariomycetes; Glomerellales; Glomerellaceae. The record is from RefSeq and is a predicted model, not a curated record.
AUGGACCUUCCAGGCCUCGACUUCUACGUCGAAGGCGAUGACCCCCUCUUCAAUCGCCGAGUCAACGCCGUCUUCCUGAAGCUGUUCGCCAACAACUAUUUUGUCUACGGCAGAGAUCACGUUGCUCUUCGCCAGCAUUAUAUCGCCAAUCGGGGCGAUGCCCUUUUCCGUGCUAUUGUCAACCUUCACAUCUCCGGCAAACAUUCGAACUUCAGCACUUUGUACGGCGCUGCUCUCACUGGCCUCUCUGAAGACUCUGGAUCUUCCCGCGAAUGGAAUGAUUCUGAUGAGCUCGGAAUCGACUCAGUUAUUUUCGUCAUCGACCGCAUUAUUCGCGCCCGCCUCCAGCAUCUGAGAGCCAACCACACUAACAUCGACGAGCCCAACCCUGUCAUUGAGGCCUUCCUUGCCACUCUCGAUGAGUGGAUCGCAGUUCUUGACGAACACAAGAUGAAUGCUGCCAUUCCCUCCGAGUCCGACGCGUCUGACAGCAGCCAACCCUCUCUGCCGCGCAGCCCUCAUCCCGACAACGCCGCUGCUGCCUCCGCGUCCAAGGCGUCUACUGUCAAUCAGAUCAUUUUGCCUUACCGUCCUAUUCCUGAGAAUGAAUCGGGUAAGCCAGAGCAGGCCAAGUCCAGCACCCAGGACAGCCGUGAUCAGACGAUUCAGGACUUGCGAUCCCAGAUCCGGGCAUCUCAGGCAAAGACCGAGGAGCGGGCGAACCUUGACAUCGCCCGUCGUGAAGAGCAAGAAACUCUUGAACUCGUCAACGAAGCGCUCCGAGCCGAGCUCGAUAAGGCGAAGAACGCCCGCCGUCGAAUCUGGUAA